AUGGAUCCGCCAUCACGGAGAGUGAACCGGAGGAGCUUCAAAUUUACCAAUGAUCAACCGAAAGCGGUUGAACAGGUGCCCAAGGCUGUGGAGUCCGCUCCGACUGGAAAGACCUUGGAAGGUACACCAGCAUCAAUUCCGGAUGGAUCCCCUGUGUCAGGUCAAUCCGUGGUGACGCCUCUCCGAAACAUGGCAUCUACACCAGCGAUGACUGCUGCUUCCCCCAAAGUAGCAGCAUCGUUGGACUUGACAGGCAAGAUAUUUUGUUUCGCUACCGAUUUGGAUUCGAUUCCACAAGAAGAAGUUCUCCGCAGAAUAGAGACUGCUGGAGGAAAGGUAGGGCUCGCCAUCUCACAACGGACCUCAUACCUGGUGCUUGGUGGAAAAAUGCCAGAUGGCAGGCCAGCAGAGGAUUCUACGAAGUAUCAGAGGUUCUCUGACUUGAGGGCAAAAGGGAAGGUACAAGCCGAAGUGCUACGGGAAGCAGACUUUUUGAAGAUGUUGCCCGCAGUAGAGAGCCCAAGUCUUCCAAGUAAGGUGAAGAAGGAUGUCCGCCCAAGCUUUCAGUCUCAGCCCUCGUCUCAAGAGUCUUCUUCUCGUCCUUUCAACUGGGUUGACAUUUUUGCGCCUUACAAGCUGGAUCAGCUGAUCGGUAACAAUGCUGCCGCCCAGCGGCUGACGGAUUGGCUUCGCGAUUGGGAAGAUGUAGUGCUCCACGGUCGCAAGAAGGCGUCGUCCCGACGAGAGAAUGGUGGUGCUGAGAAUGUGAAUGCGCGCGCGGUUCUAGUGAGUGGCCCUCCAGGGAUUGGAAAGACAACAACGUGUCGACUGGUGGCGGAAAUGCAUGGUGGAUACAAGGUCUUGGAGUACAAUGCAUCGGACGCCAGGGGCCAGAAAGUCAUCCAGGAGAUGGCUGAAGGAAUUGCGCAAAACUCAACGGUUUCUUUUUCAGGACAAGGAACCAGCAAGAGGAAGGCAGUGAUCAUUAUGGAUGAGGUGGACGGCAUGGGUGCCGGAGACAAAGGUGGCAAUGCUGCCCUCAUCAAGAUGAUCAAGACGACUCGCAAUCCAAUCAUUUGCAUUUGCAAUGACCAGCAUGGCCAGAAGGCAAGCUUCACAGAGAUGUGA
This is a messenger RNA of Durusdinium trenchii, 1128 nucleotides long. Lineage: Eukaryota; Dinophyceae; Suessiales; Symbiodiniaceae. The record is from the annotation of a GenBank genome assembly.